AUGUUGGCCCGAGAGCUGACGUCGUCGCAGGUCGCCGACCAGGUGAACGCCAUCUCCAAGGCCGGGAUGGCCGCCGUUUGGCGCUUCGGGAAGGCGCCCUACAACAAGGAGUGCCCAACGCUGGCGAUAUACAUGUCUCCGGCGACGGCCGCGGUCGUGGGGCCGGGUGGCGACUACACGCCGGACCGGGCCGUAAGCGACGUGGACGACCCCGACUUGGGGGCAGCCGCCUUGGAGGACACCGCAACAGACGGCGUCUAUGGAGCCAGUGGCUCCAAGGGAGUCGGCAUCGAGACCAGGCCCGAUGAGGAUGACGAGGAAGACGAGCCGUGCCCCUCCCGAGGUACAGGCAAGGCAGACACGGGCCCCUCCGCCGAGCCGACUGCUCGAGGCGGUACGCGGAAACGCAAGCAAGGCGUCGUCUUGUUCGGCAGCGUGCCGAAGAAGGCCAAGAAUCCGGCCGCCGCGACCAGGCGGAGGGAGGCCGCAGCGAAGGCGGCCAAGUACCAGAAGCUUCCAAAGGCACCUCCUAUGGUGUCGGCGGCUCCGCUCUCUCUUGAGAAGUCGGCCGCCGCUUCCAUCAUUGGGUUGGCGGAGACCUCUACCACCACCCAGCGAAUUGAUCCGGCCGCCGACCUCCAUGAGGCGAUGGAGCGAAACGCACGGGAGGCGCGCGAGGAGCAGGAGGCUGCCCGUCUGGAGAAGGCGGAAGCGGAGAAAGCGGAGGCUGCCGCCCUGAAGAAGCUGGCGGAGGCCGAGGCAGCCGCCGCGUCGAAGAAACAGGCCAAGGAGGCCGCGCGCCGCCAGUCGGCGAUAUUCGUCACCCCCUUGAACUCCGCGCCGCCGCCAUCAGAAUUCGUGGCGCCGGCUGGGGAAGCCGGCGACCAGCACCCGAUCAUGGAGAGGGACGGAGGUGAUGUCGUCAUGUCGGACGUAAUCGUGCCCCCGCCGCCGCCUUCUGAGGAGGCGCGGGACAAGCAGCCAGCUGAUCCACCAACGCCACCAGCCGGAGACGAGAUGGCGACGGACCCCUCUCCUGAAGUCCGCACCUCGACGCGUCACCGGCUUGCAAAGGUGGCUUCGGCGCCGCGCCCGCAGGAGACCGCCGCUGCGAGCUCUUCAAUCCCGGAUGCCGAGGCGACCAGCGCCGCGCCCACUGGUUUUGCAGAGGCCAACGCCGCCGUGCAGCAGCAGCUGGGCGAGGCCAACACCGUGCUGCGCGUCAAGGAGGUGGACUGCAACAAGCUGGCCGAGGAACAUGACAGGCUGGUCACGCAGCUGGCGGAGCAGACUUUUUCCCUGGUCAUUCUGACACCGCCAAUUAGGCCAUCGAAGCUGAUCGUGAAGGACGGAGGGCGGAAGGAGGCCCAGGAGGAGCUGGUGGCAGUAGAGGAUGACCUUGUCAAGCGUGCUGCGGCGAUCGCCGAGUACACCAACACCAGCGUCUUCAUCCCGGAGCGGGCCGAGAACGGCGCCGAGGCGCCACUAGAAUGUCUCGACAAACUUUGUUAA
This is a messenger RNA of Aegilops tauschii subsp. strangulata, 1512 nucleotides long. The record is from RefSeq and is a predicted model, not a curated record. Lineage: Eukaryota; Viridiplantae; Streptophyta; Magnoliopsida; Poales; Poaceae.